Molecule: messenger RNA, 108 nt
Organism: Peronospora matthiolae
Lineage: Eukaryota; Oomycota; Peronosporomycetes; Peronosporales; Peronosporaceae
Source: the annotation of a GenBank genome assembly
AUGAAUGCGGACAGCUCGCAGUUUGUGGCGUUGCUGGAAUUUGUGGAGCCACCCAUGCGAAAGCUGAUGUUUUCCUCCGAUACGCCCAUUGAUCCCGCAAAGGUCUGA